CAACGAAACCGUGCAAUGUGGAGGUUAGAGUUGGAUUGGUAUUCUCCGCGUCGGCUUCUGAGUAGUCCCAUGAAAUAUGACUUUCCGGGUGAUCGUUUCAUACCAAACAGAAGUUUGAUGGAUCUUGAUCAUGUCCGCAGCCUGUUGACAAGCACUACAAAAGAAAGCAGUGGCUCGAUGCUCGAUUCACCCGCCAAUUCAAAGUUCAAUGAUUUGUACCGGAAAAGGGUGGAGGAGAAUCUGACAUUAGAUUCUGAAGGGAAGCCUUUUCGGAUGCUGGUUUUCAGAGGAAGCCCAAAAACCUGUAGAAGAUCCCUUUGUACAACAGAUAGUACGCAGCAGGAGAAGCUGGAGUCGUUGGAGAAUGCCAAGCAAUUUCGGCAGUUUCCCAAGUCAGAAUCAAAGAUCCUGGAUGCACCAAGGCUCAAAGAUGAUUACUACCUUAAUAUCAUGGACUGGGGGCAGAACAAUAUUCUUGCUGUAGCCUUGGGAUCAGAAUUAUAUCUCUGGAAUGCUGAAAGCAGAAAGGCUCGGAAACUGAUGUCAGUAGAUGGUGAAGAUGAUUAUCCCACAAGUGUUGCAUGGUCUCAGAAUGCUAAAAUGUUAGCAGUUGGACUCUCCUGCUCUGAGCUUCAGCUCUGGGAUGCUGAAACAUCCCAACUAGUGCGAAGACUUGAAGGCCAUGAGAACAGAGUUGGAAUCCUUGCCUGGAAUGGCCACCUUCUAACAUCAGGGAGCCGUGACAGAUAUAUCAUCAAUCAUGAUGUGAGAUCAAGGAGGAAUCUGACUUCCUGCAUAAGAGCACACAAUGAAGAAGUGUGUGGUCUGAAAUGGUCAAGCAGGGGAAAUCUAUUGGCAAGUGGGGGCAAUGACAAUAUCAUCCACAUAUGGGAAGCUUCCAACAUGAGAUCAUCCAGUUUCUUGCAUCGUUUCACGGAACACCAUUCAGCGGUCAAGGCCUUCGCAUGGAGUCCAUAUGAGUUCAAUAUACUGGCAUCCGGAGGUGGUACAAAUGAUCGGUGUAUUAAAAUAUGGAAUUCACAGACAGGGAAGUGCCUUAACAGUAUAGAUACCAAAGCGCAAGUAUGUGGGUUGCAGUGGAAUCGGCAUCACAAUGAGAUCUUGAGCGGCCAUGGGUUCAGCCUGCACCAGCAUGAUCAAACUAAGCUAUGCUUGUGGAAGUACCCCUCCUUGUCAAAAAUUGGAGCAUCACCACGCCAUGAGUCUAGGGUCCUGCACCUUGCACAGAGCCCAGAUGGACUAACUGUGGUUUCCGCUGAGACAGAUGAAACUCUUCGCUUCUGGGAGACCUUUGGACCACCUCGGACCGACAAUUCAAGAUUGACAGAUCUGGAUAGCCUGCUUUCUUUUAAAAGAUUUCAGAUAAGAUGAAUAAAGCAUAUGGGUUCGAUAGAAAUAGAAUUUUUGGAGUUUCUUUAUUGGAAUUCCUCUGGUGGAGAUGUAAUUGGAAUAUUUGCUCA
This is a messenger RNA of Nelumbo nucifera (sacred lotus), 1481 nucleotides long. Its product is annotated as cell division cycle 20.2, cofactor of APC complex-like. NCBI's taxonomy places the organism in Eukaryota, Viridiplantae, Streptophyta, Magnoliopsida, Proteales, Nelumbonaceae. The record is from RefSeq and is a predicted model, not a curated record. Gene Ontology annotation, biological process: positive regulation of anaphase-promoting complex-dependent catabolic process; anaphase-promoting complex-dependent catabolic process; positive regulation of ubiquitin protein ligase activity. Gene Ontology annotation, cellular component: anaphase-promoting complex. Gene Ontology annotation, molecular function: protein binding; anaphase-promoting complex binding; ubiquitin ligase activator activity.